Messenger RNA from Maudiozyma saulgeensis, 1998 nucleotides. NCBI's taxonomy places the organism in Eukaryota, Fungi, Ascomycota, Saccharomycetes, Saccharomycetales, Saccharomycetaceae. The record is from the annotation of a GenBank genome assembly.
AUGUCGUCAAUUGAGGAGAAGAAUACGAAGAGUUCGAUUAAGGACGCCAAUAAGGUUAUUGAUGGUAAUCCACCACAUGCAUACAAGAAGGCCAAUUCAUUCUUUGAAAAUAAAUUAGGAACACUUAGCGUCUAUGAUAUAAUAAUAUCUACGCUAAUUAUAACCAUUUUCCCUUAUUACUUGUUAAACAUGAGUGAUCUUUCUUUCACUAGAGACGUAAAUACACAAGAGGCUAAAUUACUGGACUUGAUUAACCAUUAUAAGAAAAAUGAAUUCAUUUUGAGUUUCACAGGCCCAUAUACAUGCUAUAUAUUGUCUCAUUUGUUUGCUUACAAUUUAAGAUACGUCUCGUUAGUAUUCGGUACAGGUAUCCUAUUGAACAUAUAUUUAAUUUUAAGACGAUCCAAUAUCGAUUUAGUAUUUUCUACCAUUCCUAUAAUCACAAUAGGCCACCUUCCACUAUUCCAAGAAUUAUCUUCUGAAAUUUCGGUUGAUCCAAUUUUUAUCUACUUCUUAACUCUAGUGAUAUUUUUUUGGAAUACAUUAAGAAUCCAAAACAUUUAUGCUACCUUUAAGAUUGCUAGAUUAUCAUUUGUAUUAUCCAUUCUAAUAGGGUUAUUAAUGUCUACAAAAUUCAUUGGAUUUAUGACUUGGUUAUGGAUAAUGAUUAUUUCAGUUCUACAAUUCUGGAAUCUAAUAUCUGAUGUCACAUUAUCUACCGGAAGAAUUAUUAAGGUUACAAUGGCUAAGUUUUCCUUCUUAUUUACAAUUCCAUUAAUCGUUUUCAAUGUGAUGGAAUACGAACAAUUAAGAAGUUGGAAAAUUGAUUCCCCUGAAUAUUCACAAUAUAUGUCAUCUGUUUUCCAAACUUAUUUACGUGGAGUUGAACAAGUCCCCACCACUGUAAAUUAUGGUGCAGUUAUAAGAAUUCGCCAUUUGAACUCUCUAGGAGGUUAUUUGACUUCACAUAACGAAACAUACCCUGGUGGCUCCCGUGAUCAAUUGAUUACUGUUUCGGAUAUCGAAGAUACCGAAUGGAAUAAAUGGAUCCUUGAACCCUCAGAAAGAUCAGACAUCAACGAAGACAUCAACGAGAGCCAUCAUGUGGUACUGAGACAUAAGGUAACAGGUAAAUUACUGAGGGUAUCAUCAGCCAAACCACCAAUCAGUGAACAAGAAUACGAUAAGGAGGUUUCAUGCACAGGUGAUUCAGAGUAUGCAGGAAACAGGGAUGAAUAUUGGAGAUUAGAAACUACCAAAUUACAUGAACCAUUAAGAAAUAAUCUGAAGAUACAAUUGAGGAACAUUGGUCAAAAUUGCCAGUUACUAAGUCACGAUAUUAGAUUAACAUCAGAGUGGGGUAAGAAUGAACAAGAAGUACUAUGUGUUGAACCAGCUACACAACAAUUUAGUACAUGGGAAGUCAUUGUAGUUGAACAAAGCCCAUUGAAGAAAGAUACUAAAUUUGAAUCAUUUGGUAUUGAUAAAUCUACACUGUCUAUAGCUGAUAAGGAUAGUUGGAAGUUAAUUAUCGAAGUUCUAAGAAGACAAUUCAGAUACGAUUAUUUUGUAAAAAAUUAUAAAUUGAAAGAUAUGAAAAUAACACAAUGGCCAUUUAUAUUAAACGAUAAUCCAUUUAUCAUCCAUUGUUGGUUUUCUUCUAUUGUUGCAAUCGCUGUAUAUAUUGGGUGGGUUUCUAUCCAAUGUAUUAAGAUAAAUCCAUGGGAUGACGACAGUGAAAACAAUAAACUUUCCACCCCCUCAACCUUAAUAUUCAAUGAAACUACAUUCGAAUGUUUCAUUGGUUGGUUAUUACAUUAUAUCAUUUUCUCCAAAGCCAAACACGAUAAUCUUGGUUUGGUCGCAUACUUGCCAAGUUAUAUAUUCGGGGAAAUACUUUUUGGUUACUUGAUUUAUUCAUUAUAUAACUGGAAGCAUGUGACACUAACAGUUUGGGUUGUUUACUUAAGUAUUCUAGUGUACAGAGUUCGUAUGUAG